CCGCGGAGGAAUCGUUCGCUUGACAACCGGAGCAGGGACAGUGUCGCGGGCGGCGAGACAACAGGAGCCCGAGGACCGGAGCCUGAGGACUGGCUACAGGAUAAACACAGACCCGAACGAGGCAGCCCGACCCCUGGGACUCCCGAGAGGACCCACGCGGCCUGUGUAUAUGCAGACGGCAGCAGGCUUUCACCAUGACUGCAGAGGAGACCAUAAACGUGAAGGAGGUGGAGAUCAUUAAGGUGAUCCUGGACUUCCUGAAUUCGAGGAAGCUGCACAUCAGCAUGCUGGCGCUGGAGAAGGAAAGCGGUGUGAUAAACGGACUCUACUCAGAUGACAUGCUCUUCCUCAGGCAGCUGAUUCUGGAUGGACAGUGGGACGAGGUGCUGCAGUUUAUUCAGCCUCUGGAGUGUAUGGAUAAGUUUGAUAAGAAAAGGUUCCGCUACAUUGUGCUGAAGCAGAAGUUUCUGGAGGCUCUGUGUGUGAACAACGCCAUGUCAGCUGAGGAUGAGCCACAGCAUCUGGAGUUCACCAUGCAGGAAGCAGUGAAGUGCCUCCACGCUCUGGAGGAGUUUUGCCCCUCUAAAGAAGACUACAGUAAGCUGUGCCUGCUCCUGACCCUGCCCCGGCUCACCAACCACGCCGAGUUCAAGGACUGGAACCCCAGCACGGCACGCGUCCAGUGCUUCGAGGAGGCCUGCACCAUGGUGGCGGAGUUCAUCCCGGCCGACCGCAAACUGAGCGAGGCCGGAUUCAAGGCCAGCGGCAACCGCCUGUUCCAGCUGCUCAUCAAAGGCGUGCUGUACGAGUGCUGCGUGGAGUUCUGCCAGAGCAAAGCCACGGGCGAGGAAAUCACAGAAGGAGAAGUUCUUCUGGGGAUCGAUAUGCUGUGUGGAAACGGCUGCGACGAUCUGGACCUCAGCCUGCUCUCCUGGCUCCAAAACCUCUCCCCGAGUGUUUUCUCCUGCGCCUUCGAACAGAAAAUACUCAACAUCCACACGGACCGACUGGUCAAACCUGCCAAAGCAGCGUACGCCGACCUGCUGACCCCGCUGAUCAGCAAACUGUCCCCCUACCCCGCCUCCCCCCUCCGCCGCCCGCAGUCCGCCGAUACGUACAUGUCUCGCUCGCUCAACCCGGCACUGGACGGCCUCUCCUACGGCCUCUCGGGCCUGGAGAAGAGAGGAGGGGGAGGAGCCACAGACCCGGGGAAGGCCUCUCCCAUGUCGCAUUCGUUUGCCAACUUCCAUUACCCCAGUGGUCAGAACCUGAGCCGCAGUCUGAUGAUGGAGGAGUCGCAGUGUCACAGCAUCUUCGAGGAGUCGCCAGAGAGCUCCAGAACAGACACUCCCUCUGAUAAAAUGAUGAGUUCAACGGGUCCCCAGAACUCCCGGCCUGUUCCCACCCCAGGCCAAGACGCCACAACACCCGGCUCCGCAGAGAAGAAUGAGCUGCGAGACUCCACAGAGCAGUAUCAGGAGUUCUACAGGCAGCGUUUGCGGGUGCAGCAGCACCUGGAGCAGAAGCAGCAGCAGAGACAGCUCUACCAGCAGAUGCUGCUGGAGGGAGGAGUCCAGCAACAGGAGACUCCGCCCACUGCCAAGCACAACCUCACAGAGACCUUCCUCAACAGGUCCAUUCAGAAGCUUGAGGAGCUGAAUGUGGGGAUGGAUGAUUUGGGGGAGGAGGUGCAGGCUCUGUCUCUGCAGUGUAACGGGGGAGGAGGAGAGACGAGGAAAACAGCAGGGGGGGACGCAGACCCCCCGAAGCCUAACGAGGGGACAGCCGUCACCAGCAGCACCCCCCAGAGACCUGGAGCUGGAGCAGCCGUCCAGCCCCCCGCCGAGUCCCCUGUGCAGUCCCAGAGUGUACAGAAAGCAGGUCAGGGUGAUGGAAGCCUGACACGGACUAAAGGAACGGAGGAAAAGGCGAAGUUCGUGGCGGUCAGUACUCUGGAGGACACUCAGGCUGUGCGUGCUGUGGCCUUCCAUCCUUCAGGAGGGCUGUUCGCUGUGGGCUCCAACUCCAAAACCCUGCGUGUGUGUGCCUACCCUGACACACUCGACACCAGUGGCUCUAGUGUGAGUAAGCCGCCGGUGGUGCGUUUUAAGAGGAAUAAGCAUCAUAAAGGAUCUAUAUACUGCGUGGCGUGGAGCUCCUGCGGGCAGCUGCUUGCCACCGGCUCCAACGACAAAUACGUCAAAGUUCUGCCCUUCAACCCCGAGACCUGCAACGCCACAGGUCCUGAUCUGGAGUUCAGUAUGCAUGACGGGACGAUUCGGGACUUGGCGUUCAUGGAGGGUCCUGAGAGUGGGGGGUCUAUAUUAAUCAGUGCUGGAGCGGGAGACUGCAACAUCUACACCACCGACUGCCAGCGCGGACAGGGGCUACACGCCCUCAGCGGACACACAGGUCACAUUCUGUCUCUGUAUACGUGGGGGGGCUGGAUGAUUGCGUCGGGCUCGCAGGAUAAAACAGUGCGUUUCUGGGACCUGCGUGUGCCCAGCUGCGUGAGAGUCGUGGGCACAGCCUUCCAUGGGUCAGGUAGUCCAGUAGCCUCGGUAGCCGUGGAUCCGAGUGGACGUCUGUUGGCGACGGGUCAGGAGGACAGUGCCUGCAUGCUGUAUGACAUCAGAGGGGGGCGGAUGGUACAGACGUAUCGUCCUCACAGCAGCGACGUCCGCUCUGUUCGCUUCUCUCCCGGAGCACACUACCUGCUGACCGGCUCCUACGACGCUAAGGUCAUCGUCACUGACCUGCAAGGUGACCUUACAAAGCCGCUGCCCUUGACUGUAGUAGGGGAGCACACUGAUAAGGUGAUCCAGUGCAGAUGGCAUCCUCAGCAGCUGUCCUUCCUGUCCUCCUCGGCUGACCGCACGGUUACUCUCUGGACUCACAACACAUAGAGCCUCCGCUCACCACCAGGGGGAGAUAACACCACGCGUCUCACUCUACUGAACAAACUCACCCACAUGGAUCAAAUGUAAAUAGUGUGUGUGUGUGUGUGAGAGAGAGAGAGAGAGACUGUAUGUUAUUUAUUAUGUAUGUACUCUUUUUCUUCUUGGUCUCUAACAGCAUCUCUUGCUUGCUUCCUCUUUGUGAACAGUGUGUAUAUAUUAGCAGUUGUGGUUCUAACAGGCCUUUUCAGGUGACCUUGCUAAACUCCAGAGCAUUUCGUGUAACGUCAGGAGAUCACAGAGAAACUUGAAAACUACAAAAGUCAAAUGUUCUUGUUUGCUUUUUGUUUUAUGAAUUAUCCCAAGACAUACAGAUAAAUCAGAGGUGCAGUACCCACUCUGCCCACUCCAUGGCCUCAAAAUGCCAUUUACAAUUCGCUGUGUCUGAAACAGAAGAAAUGCUGCCGGCAGGAUCUGAGGCACCCAGUCAUGUCUGGAUUAAAGUUAAGCCUUCUGUUUUAUUGGGUGAAAAUGCUAAAUGCUAAUCCCAUUUGAUUCCGGUACAGAGACCUGCAUUACUCCACUGCCUUCUUAGCGAGGCAGUAGUGUGGUCAGCAAGGUAUCAGGGUGUCUUCUUGCAUUUCAGAUUGUUUCAUGUUGAUUUCCACAACACAUACCACCUCUCCAAGCAUGUGUGCCUACUAUAUGUGUGUGUGUGUGUUUACUGCACCCUGUGGAAGAAGAUAAUCAGUAUUUUAUAGGGGUGUGACGAGACACUAAUAUCACGAGACGGGACGAGACACGAUACUGCGUUCACGAGAACGAGACGAGAUUUAAAAAUACAUUUUCAAAAUGAAAAAUGGCUUAAAAACUAGAGUUUUAUUUGACAAAAUCGUAUAACGCAAAUUUAACAGACUGGUUUCUCUCACACAUUGAUUCUAUAAGAAAUAGAAAUAAGAAUAAGAAAAAAAUAAUUCUAGGUCUCAUAUAGUGCAAACAAUAAGUGCAUAACCAUAACCAGUCAUAUUAAGACUGUGGUUUGUAGUUUUUUCUCCUAAAUCUCUUGUAAUUUAACUCUGCAGAACCAUAACCAGUCAUAUUAAGACUAUGCUUGCAGCGAAACAGAGACAGAACAUGUUUUUAAAUACAGUACAGAGCUAAGGGAUUAGUACAGCUGUCUAUGAAACAGUCAGGUGUAGGAUUUACUUACAGUAUUUAUAUAUGGUUUGUAUCUUGUUGGUCACUCUGUUACCGUUUAUUGUUUCCACUGGAGCCAAAAUGCAGCCAGACAUACAACUUAAAAGUAGCAGAAGCAUCUUCUAUAUCAGGGGUAUUUAAUUAGAAUUCAGUUUGGUCCAGUUAGAGGAAAUUCCUCACCUGUCUCUCUGUUGCGCUCGGCGUGACUUUAGUUUCUUUCUGGGUGCAGCUAUUUUGCCAUCAUUUCGUUGACAGUAAAUACAUACACUCAUUGUUAAAAGAAAUGGUUGCAAAAUAGUUGCAUUUACAGAUCUCCUGUAGGAAUCAGCAUUCUUUAAUCAGACCAGUUCAGCUUCAGAUUAAUAGAACCAGUGUAUUAAACAGCUGGAUUAGCGGCUGCUUUUAAUGUUUAAUGUUUGAACCCAACUCCUAAAAAACAAACCCACACCAUAACCCCCCCUCCACCAAACUUUACCCCUGCUUUACUGCAUUACUGCAUCUGAAUUCAGUGAAUAGGUGAGUGAAUAGAUUCUGCAACAUAGUGAGACACGUUUACGAUUACAGUGUCUAACCUACGGGUUCCUUAUUCUAAUUCUGCGAACAACAUGAAAUGCAUGUUUUGUUUUUUUUCCCUGUUCAGAUACACCUGAACUCAUCAGCUAGUUAAGUGGUGGGUCAGUUAGUUUGUUAUAACAGGGACAACACACACAUCUGCAUUGCAUGGGGUCCAAGCACUGGGAGGGAGAAGCUCUGAAUGAACUACUUUUCUAGGAAAAAAAGUCCCAUGUGUGUAAUUUUACAGAUACACAGUAUCAGAUAUUGGUGUAAUAUUGGAUUUAAUGUUGGAAUCAUAUGGUGUGUUUCCCUUUUAUUAACAUUCCAGCAUUCGUAUACUACAGAAAUAACUGUGUUAGUCUAUAAUGCAAAUUCAGAUAGAUCUGAUAUCAGCGGUGCAUCCCUGCAUUUAUCUGUUAUUAUUUUUAUUGUUUAUUUUGACGGGAUGAUUGGUUGAUAUAUAUAUUUUUUGUCCAAUUUAUGGGGGAACAAAUAGGAAAACUGCAGUCAGAACUGCACAACCAUUCAACACAUAUCUAUUAAAGAAGCCCUUCAGCUGACCUGUGGACAGUCCCUAGCUUUGCUUCAGUGUGCUGUGUAUGCAGUAUGGUGCCUUAGGUCAUGAAGUCAUAUAAUAAAAAUGAACUAGAUAUUGAUACAGUUCAGUGAAACAGUCAGUAUCUGUGGAUUUCUGCUGAACUGUCUCUAAUAGCAUGGCACUGUUAGCUCACACCGGCUUUAUGUGGUUUAACGGUCUCCAUCUUUCCUCUGAAAAAAGCUUCUAGAAUAUUCUUUGCUGCUAAAAGGAGGCUAACGCAGAUACUGAAAAAAAAGCUCUUUUUAAACGUUUUGUGGUUUCUAGUGCUGCAAAGCUUACAGUCCCUACAGUCUGAAGCUGUGUUCACACUGCAGGUAAAUGUGACUCAAAUCUGAACUAAAACUGAAUCUGAUAUUUUCAAUUCUGAUUUGGGCCAGUUUGAUAUGUGGUAUUAAAAUCCAGAGCAUAUAUGAUUUGAGGCAAUCUUAGGUCAAGAAUUAGGAAAGAAUGUACAUGUAAAAAAAAGAAAAUGAAAGUGUGAAGGGAAAAUGGAUGUUAGCAAUGAGUAAGGGGUUCAGUCAGGGGAUCUCGUAAAAUGUAAAAUAUAUAAAUAUUUGGUCUGUGAGCUGAAAUGCAUUCUCAGUAAAAAGCCCUGCCCAGUGAAACCGAAACUUCAUGUGAAGCUCUGCUCUUUUGUGUGCGGGAGUGUCAGAUACACAGUAGGGGGCGCAAAGACCAAUCAAGUUACUCAGUUCCCAGUAUUCCCACUGAGAUAAAAGCUUAUACUGUCUCACUCCCGACUGAUUUAUGAAUAUCCUGCACUGUGGAGCUGUGAUGAUGCGGAAAGUGAGUAAAAUCUAAUUACAGAGUCAGACUGAGUUUAAAUGUUCACUGUGAGAGACUAGAUGUACAGGUUCUGUGCAGCUGCGGUACUCUGUAAAUGGUUUUAUUUUUCUCUUUUAAAAUGUAGCUUGGGAAGUACCGAAUAUGUAAGAAAAAUGUAUUUACAGACGUGUUCAGCUGUUAUUUAAAAUACUAUUUGACACAUUUGUGGCUUUAGUCAAUCAGCGUAAAACAGAACGUAUGGAGUUUAAAAGCUGACAUUAGUAUUGAAUCUGCACUUAAAUUAAAUUUAUCUGACUUUUGAAUAAACUUGGAAUAUAUAAUGGGGUAAUUCAUACGUUUAAAUUUUAAAUAGUGCUACUUUGUGUUUUUUACUUGAAUAAAUUAAAAUAUAACUUAUCCAUAUAUUUUCAGAUUAAAAAAAUGUAUAUCCACGAAUUCAGUAAGAAAUGUGAAUUUAUGCCAAAUUUGAAACACUCCUUAAAGUUCAUUAAAAGUCAAGUAAAUUUAAUUAAAGUAGGUAGAAAAUACAGAUUCUAGUACUUUUCCAUUUUUAAUCUUCAAUAAAAAAACGGACGAAAAAAGAGCUAGAGAUUGAGUCUCUAAAUUGAGAAUCAGAUUUGAAUUGGAUUUGAAUCGGAUGUGAAUCAGAUGUGAAUCAGAUGUGAAUCGGAUGUGAAUCAGAUGUGAAUCAGAUGUGAAUCGGAUUUGAAUCGGAUGUGAAUCAGAUGUGAAUCGGAUGUGAAUCAGAUGUGAAUCGGAUUUGAAUCGGAUGUGAAUCAGAUGUGAAUCAGAUGUGAAUCGGAUUUGAAUCGGAUGUGAAUCAGAUGUGAAUCGGAUUUGAAUCAGAUGUGAAUCGGAUGUGAAUCGGAUGUGAAUCAGAUUUAAAUCAGAUUUAAAUCAGAUUUAAAUCAGAUGUGAAUCAGAUGUGAAUCAGAUGUGAAUCAGAUGUGAAUCGGAUGUGAAUCAGAUUUAAAUCAGAUUUGGGUCAUAUUUGGGUGAUAUUUGGUAGAAAGUGAGAAUUGGGGCGCUGUGAGCUGCUGUGUGAACGCAGUGUUUGUGUUUGUUGUGCUGCACUAUGCUGGUCCAGUACUGGUAUGGGAGUAAAUUCAUGUUUUUUUAAUAAGUGAUUUGUUCUGCGCUCUGGUGUGAAUGCCUGUGAAGUGGAUGGAUGUGAUUAAAGUACUCUUUUCUUCUGAAUGCUGAACUAGAAUGAAAUAAUGUGAUUUGAUAUGUGUCUGAAGGAGGCGCCGGUUCUUCAGACUCUUCAGUGUAAAGGGAACAGCUCAACUUUCAUGUGACACUGAUGAUGAUGAAGAUGAUGAUGAUGAUGAAGAUGAUGAUGAUGAUGAUGAUUUCUCUUUCUCUCGCUCUUGUUUUCUGGCACUUUUCUUGUGUUUUCUUGAGCUUGUAAUAUAUUUUAUCAUGAUGUAGAUUUUAUUUAUUUCAGUCAUUUUAAUUUGUAUUGAUAGUUUAUUUUAUAUCAGAACUAAACUAACGUCUGUAUAUUUAUUUAAACGCUUCUGUUACAGAGCACUGAUCUAAUUUCUCAUUGAGAUUACAGUGUAGUUAGCCUUUUUUAAAAUCGAGAACAAAUGUUAUUAACGCUUAUGGGAACAAGUGUCUGCUGCUGUAUAGUCCAAAUAAAGGCUUUUUGUCACCUGUUA
Messenger RNA from Astyanax mexicanus (Mexican tetra), 7697 nucleotides. RefSeq names its product WD repeat domain 47a (gene wdr47a). The record is from RefSeq and is a predicted model, not a curated record. Lineage: Eukaryota; Metazoa; Chordata; Actinopteri; Characiformes; Acestrorhamphidae. The transcript has 15 exons. The coding region runs from base 195 to 2906 and encodes 903 amino acids. Gene Ontology annotation, molecular function: protein binding.